Molecule: messenger RNA, 1635 nt
Organism: Branchiostoma floridae (Florida lancelet)
Lineage: Eukaryota; Metazoa; Chordata; Leptocardii; Amphioxiformes; Branchiostomatidae
Product: D-beta-hydroxybutyrate dehydrogenase, mitochondrial-like
Exons: 7
Coding region: 151-1248 (365 amino acids)
Source: RefSeq, a predicted model, not a curated record
CGGAUUAUUGGCACUCAGUGCCAGUUUUUAUUGUUCUAUUUUAUCAUUCAGCGCGUAUCGCGACGUCCCGUGGUGCAUUUCAAAUAUUUACAUUCUUGUGGUCAGGUCAAAGUUCAAAAUUCACAGGUAGGACGAGGAAGAGCUGUAACAAUGAUGAAACCCCUACACCUGUUCUACUGUGUGAGCCUGCUUGGUUUGACCACCAUUUCAGGCUUGUUGUCGUUGCUGUACCACUGUGCACCUGUCCUGUACAACCUGUGCACGGGAAUACUACUGGGGUCAGUGGGAUACUGUGCGGUUCAGUACUUGAUGCCGAAAGGCUGGGUGAGAGGGGAAGGCAAAGCUGUCUUCAUUACAGGUUGUGACAGUGGCUUUGGCUUUCGACUGGCCAAACGUCUGGACUCGCUGGGCUUCACGGUGUUUGCCGGCUGUCUGCUGGCAGACAGUGGUGGGGAGGGGUCGACGAAACUCCGGGCGGAGUGCUCGAGUAGGCUGAGUACUGUUCAGAUUGACGUCACUGAUGAUGGACAGGUGCAGGCCGCUGUACUACAGGUCAAAGAUCGACUGCCAGCGGGGUCAAAGGGUCUUUACGCAUUGGUGAACAAUGCUGGGGUCUGGCAACCGGGAGAGAUAGAGUGGGCCAGCAUUGCCGCCUACCGACGCGUGAUGGAAGUGAACACCUUCGGCACUGUGCGGGUCACCAAGGCGUUCUUGCCUCUGAUUCGUCGUGAAAAGGGCCGAGUGGUGAACAUCACCAGCGAGGCUGGGCUUCACGCGUCUCCGGGGGUCUCUCCGUACAGCAUGACCAAAGCAACUCUGGAGUUCUUCUCUGACGCCCUAAGACAUGAGAUGCACAAAUGGGGAGUGAAAGUCGUACUCGUGGAGCCGGCGAGUUUCGGGCCGUCUACUGGUAUCACCGUACCUGCUGUCUUCAAUAAACUGGCUUCGGAUCUGUGGUCCAACAUGGAAGAGGUUGUGAAGGAGGACUACGGGAAGGAGUACUUCGAUUAUCACAUCGAGCGACUCCGGGCCUGUACCCAAGGCGAGCGCAAGGACAACACCCCUGUCAUAGACGCUAUGGCGGACGCCGUGACCCUGACCGACCCCUCCCAUCGCUACCUGGUCGGGGCGAGUUUUGAGGACUACGUCAACAAGAUCUGGCUGGGGCACUUCUCUACCCUGUGGACGGACUCUACAGAACGUCCAAAUAGAGAGGACGAACCAAAACCAACCAUGCUGCAGAAGUAGACGGAGUCUUUAUUUGUCAGUACAAUUGUAAAACAGCUCUGCACUUAUGAUGAUGCAGUUACAAUACAUUGUAAUAACACAUUAACCAUUAAUACAGCAAUCAAAAUUGUAUUCUAUGAAUAGCUUUUUAUUUGGAAUCAAAGACGCAUGUAUUGUGGACAACUUUGUAUGGUUUCAUUAGAGUAUUUCUGUCGGACCAAAACCUCCUACUGAUGUUGUAGGAAUAUGUACAUCUGGUGACAAAGAGCGGUUUUCUUACAUCUCAUAUGAUCCAUGAUGAACUUAAUAUUUUUGACAUGUUUGAAAAUAUCAAUAUUUCAUCUGUUCUCAUCCAUCAUUCAAAGCGAUGUCCGUCAGCCGAACAAAAUAAACUCUAUGGAAAUCACA